ACGCCUAGGGGUAAUAAGUACCUGUUGGUGGGGGUCGAAUAUUUUACCCGGUGGCCUAUGGCGUGGCCACUCGCCAACCAGUCGGCGGCGGCUGUGACGGACGCCUUUGUCCAGGGCUACGUCCUGGACAAGGGGGCUCCCGAACGCUUGCUGACUGACCAAGGGAAAAAUUUUUCGAGUAAAUUACUGCGAGAGGUGUGCGACCUGUUGGGUACCAAAAAGGUGCGUACCUCCCCAUACCACCCGCAGACGGACGGGAUGGUGGAGAGGCUUAACAGGACAUUGACCUCUAUGCUGUGCCAGCAGGUGUGUGAGUCGCAUGUUGAUUGGGACCUGCAGGUCCCUGGGGUCCUUGCCGCGUAUAGAAUGGCCCCCCAUGCAGCUACGGGGUUUUCCCCGUUUUAUCUAAUGUACGGUCGGGAAGCCGACCCGCCCAUGGAAACGCAGCUGGGUCUGCCCGCACCACGAACUAAUUCUAAAUUGGCAGAGCAUAUUAAAUUUAAUAUUCAUAAACUGACAGAGGCAAGGGAGGCCGCACGGCUUAAUUCGCGGGCUCGCCAAAUUGCGAACGAGCGGUUGCGGGCACGGAAGGUGUCCGUGCACAAUUGGGAACCAGGUGACAAGGCCUGGCUGCAUUGCCCUCAGGCACCUUUGGCCACGUCGCCUAAAUUGUUGAAGCCGUGGCGGGGACCCGUGGAGGUCGUGCGGGUUGCACGCCCCCAGUGCGUUCAGAUAAAAUGGGGGAAACGCCGUUGGUACGUCCACCCCUCCCGACUGAAACCGUUCUCGCCUCCGUAUGGCCUCCCCUUGUGUCGUGAGGGCCGAGCAUGUGACGUGACCGACGGCCUUGAGGGGGAAUUGUCCUUGCCUGCUCCUCACAUGUCUCCGCCUGAUCCGCUCCCAGGUGUCUCGGAACUGACUGCUGCCGACCACCGGCGGCCGGAUCUUCACGGCGGGGCCGGUCCUUCCAGGCCCGAUCCGCGCCGUCUAGAGCUGCCGGAGACACCGGACGGUCGCCAACGUCCCGUUCCAUACGACGGACCGGCCAGACGGACUCGCGCUAGGUCGCGCUACUUUGUGUAACCUACCACGUGCGGAGUCGAGGCAGCCGGAGCGCCUCGGCACUGCGUGGGUCACAGUGACACUUGGCGCGUUCGUUUUACGGUGUUCGCUUUUAUUGUGUUGUUCGUCGGGCUGUAUAUUGCUUCGUAUUUAAGGUUGUGUUAUGUUGUUGUUGUUGUGUUACGGGGCACACUGGGAUGUUGAGUUCUUUAUUACUGCGUUGCGUUAUGUUGUGUUGUAGGUUAACAGCCGGGCCGGCUGCAAGCUAUGUGGGAGGGGGUGAUGUAGAGGUGAUACGCGCUGGGAUUAGGGAUCGUAUGCACAGUGCGUGAUGAUUGGCUGUGUAGGUGGUGACGCGCGCUGACGGUGGAGGAUCAGGGGUCAGCGCGGGGUCGUGGGUUACGGGGUACCGAUUGGCUGUGGGCCGGUGACGCGCUGAGAGGGAGUGAUCAGGUGGCAGCGCAGUGUGAUUGGUGGAGUAAUGUUAACACGCGCUGGGGAAAGCGGAUCGUAGAGAGAGUGCGUCGUGAUUGGCUCAUUAAGGAACGACGCUCACGUCGACGCCGCAUCAGCUCCGUCUCUCGUGAGCAGGGGCUAUAAAAGGGGAUGCACACAGGCGUAAGGGCAGUGUGUAACCAGCGAAGAAUGAAGACGGGGAUGAAGACCUAGAGCCCUGCGGUACCUAGCCCCGCUGUCCUAAGGGGACCGGGACUCUGUGUAACCCAGAGGCGAGUGUAGUGUGUGUAGCCAUAGGGCUUACACGAGUCGAGUGUAUUGUGUAGCCAGAGGCAUAGGGCUUACACGAGUCGAGUGUAGUGUGUGUAGCCAGAGGCAUAGGGCUUACACGAGUCGAGUGUAGUGUGUGUAGCCAGAGGCAUAAGGUCUACACGAGUCAAGUGUAUCGGGUGUAGCCAGAGGCCUAGAGUUUACACGAGAUUAGUGGAGUGUGUCGUCGGAAGAAGGAAGACCACACGUUGUAUUGUGACACGUAAAGAUUUAAUAAAAGUGUGUUACCCGUCAAGAAGUUCCUGCCGUCAAUUCUCAUACUUCAUAUGUACCUCUUGGUGGCCUAACCCGAGGGUGGGUAUGUAUAUAUGUGUAGAGUAAUAGCGCUGGCUGCUGAUGGAAAGUGGUAACUGCAAUCCAUGGCAGUACACACAUCAGCAGGCGACAGUAUACACGGGGGGAAGACAACUAGGGCCGAUUUCAU
This is a messenger RNA of Lethenteron reissneri (Far Eastern brook lamprey), 2272 nucleotides long. RefSeq lists its product as uncharacterized. NCBI's taxonomy places the organism in Eukaryota, Metazoa, Chordata, Hyperoartia, Petromyzontiformes, Petromyzontidae. Gene Ontology annotation, biological process: DNA integration. The record is from RefSeq and is a predicted model, not a curated record. Gene Ontology annotation, molecular function: nucleic acid binding.